This is a messenger RNA of Chara braunii, 1605 nucleotides long. The record is from the annotation of a GenBank genome assembly. Lineage: Eukaryota; Viridiplantae; Streptophyta; Charophyceae; Charales; Characeae.
GCCUGUGAUAAAGGAAACUAAGUCACACCCUUAGCUCGGCAGGGCAGCAGGGUCAGUCGUGGCUCUUUUUUAAGGAAGAAACCAGGAGACGUAAAUAGGGAGAAGGCUAUUUCCCGAAUAAGAGAUAAGCCAACAAAGCCAGGGACAUAGGGAACCUAAAUGCCUCGCGUUGUGUGUGUCCUGGGAAUUCUCUGGUUUAUGCAAAACUAGGCAGAAUGGCAACGGAGGAUGAGACGGAUAACCAUAAGGGCGAAGGAGGGCCAGGCUUAGGAGGCAGUGCCGCACAAAGUGAAGAAGGGCAGAAAGACAGAGAAUCGAUAAAUCCAGAUGGUACCAAAGGGAACCGGAAGGAAAUCUCCUCAGGGGAAAGCUCGGGAAAAGCCGGAGGAAGCAGGCAAGGGACUCAGGAGACCAAGGARGGCAGGAAUAAGGAUAGGACAAGCCCCCGGAGUUCAGAGGGAGCUGUGUMAAAGAAAGUAAGGGUCACGGAUGCGAGGCGCAAACUAGCAGAGAUAGAAAAGAGGACCGCAGAGUACAAGGCAAGAUUGAUUGAGGAAAUGAUGACUGGGAACGAAGAAGGCCCUCUGCAGGAGGAGCCGCAGGACGAACGAAAAACCAGCCGAGGAGGAACUGGACAAGGGGAUAAGGGUAGCGACCGUGGGGGAAAACCGAGCAAAAGAAGGAAAGAAAGAAAGAACUCUUCGGGGAUGGAAGCGGAGAAAGCUACAAACCCACCAGCCAUAGAUAGUAGGGCUAGCCGUCUGCCGACUACGCCGGCAGUAACGCGGGGGUUUGAAGGGCUCUGGAGCCUCAGGGAAAGGGUGUUGGGAUGGUUCGACCCGGAAGGAAGUACAAAGACUAGGAAGGGACAGAAGGCCGGCAAGGAAGGUCCGGAUAACAGUAUGGCAGGCGAGGCCAGUAGCUCCGAGGGCGGCCUUAGGAAGAUAGUGUCGUCCCUCGCGCGAACACAAAACAAAAAUCAAGGCUACUUAGCGGACGCUAAGAAAAAGUUGACGUUUGACGGGGCGAACAUCACGGAAUUCCUGAUAGAUUACGAGAAUYUGGCCGCGCUGCUAAAAUGGACCGAAGAAGAAAAAAUGGACCACCUGGGGCAGCAUGUGUCUUUGAGCUUGGGACGGGACAUAAUGGCCAUCGUAGCCGCUAGCCGAUCCURGAAGGAAACCCGGGAUGUGAUGAUGAGAAAGUACCUAGCAGCGGAGAAGAUGGCUACGGAGGCCGACCUAGCGGCAGUCCAGAGGAAAAACUUCUCAACGUACAAUGAUUUCCUACGGGAGUUUACUCUGGUAGCACUAAGGAUCCCGGGAGUAACGGAUCGGAUAAUAAGCAAAUACUUCCUUAGGCAGUUCUCUGAGUUCGACAAAGACAAGAUUCUGUCGGCCUACCAGCAGAUGAGCAAGUUAGUAAAUACCACGGAUGUUGAUUUUAGCACAGUAACGGAUCUGGCUGAAAAGACAGUAGUGACCGAGACAUUGGCCUUGCUUAAGGAAGGGAAGGUCAUAGACCCGAUAGAACAAGCGACAAGGUAAAGAAGGGGAUCGAAAGUCUACAUGAACGGGUGCACGGAGUCGACAACAAGAUUGAAAG